CAUCUUGAAUGACAACAGAGGCGGAGCUCUGACUGACAUGUUCAUUAAGGGCCGGGCUCCAAGGGCACCGCCCCGAGAGCGACUGAACGCUAACCGCGGCGUGGCGGGGCCGGCAGCCGUAGCCCCGCCCCCGGCUCUGGGCUCCACCUUUCGGCCCCACUUCCGUCGGGCGAGAGGCUUUAGGCGUCGCUGCCGUAAGUCGGGGAGGAGGUUUGCCGCAUCACGGAAGAUGGCGGCCGCGGCGGUGAACGGGUCGCCCGGCGCCUCGGGCUCAGGGCCUGCGGCGGCCUCGGGCGCAGUCCUGCAGGUCGCGGCCGGCAUGUACGAGCAACUUAAGGGCGAGUGGAACCGCAAAAGCCCCAAUCUUAGCAAGUGCGGUGAAGAGCUGGGCCGUCUCAAGCUGGUUCUGCUGGAGCUCAACUUCUUGCCAACCACAGGGACCAAACUGACCAAACAGCAGCUCAUUCUGGCCCGUGACAUUCUGGAGAUUGGGGCCCAGUGGAGCAUCCUGCGCAAGGACAUCCCUUCCUUCGAACGCUACAUGGCCCAGCUCAAAUGCUACUACUUUGAUUACAAGGAGCAGCUCCCCGAGUCAGCCUACAUGCACCAGCUCUUGGGCCUCAACCUCCUCUUCCUGCUGUCCCAGAACCGGGUGGCUGAGUUCCACACGGAGUUGGAGAGGCUGCCUGCCAAGGACAUCCAAACCAAUGUGUACAUCAAGCAUCCUGUGUCCCUGGAGCAGUACCUGAUGGAGGGCAGCUAUAACAAGGUGUUCCUGGCCAAAGGCAACAUCCCUGCUGAGAGCUACACUUUCUUCAUUGACAUCCUGCUUGACACUAUCAGGGAUGAGAUUGCUGGGUGCAUCGAGAAGGCCUAUGAGAAAAUCCUUUUCACUGAGGCCACCCGGAUCCUCUUCUUCAACACACCCAAAAAGAUGACGGACUACGCCAAGAAGCGAGGGUGGGUUCUGGGCCUCAACAACUACUACAGUUUUGCCAGCCAGCAACAGAAGCCAGAAGAUACCACCAUCCCCUCCACGGAACUGGCCAAACAGGUCAUCGAGUAUGCCCGGCAGCUGGAGAUGAUCGUCUGAGCCAUCAGGGGCUGGGGUGGGGCAGGGCUUACGUUAUUUAAAGCAGUUGCAGUGCAGGGCUCCCCCCAAUAAAGGUGGAUUGACAUUCUCUCUUCCAGGCCCUUGUCUCCCCGGGCGGAAUGAUGGAGAGACAAGUUCCUUAUCUCUGAAGAACUUAGAAGUUGGGGGGCCCUCUGCGGUCUGAGAUAACCCUCUGUUGGGUCAGCCUCUGUCCAGUGGCCAUUGCUCAGGGUUUCAAAACAGCUGCCCACUGCAGGGGCCCAGUUGCAGAAGGAGCCCCGGUCCCAGGCAGAGGGACGGUAGUAGCCAGCCGUGGACAUACAGGGAGGCCAAGCUAAGGCUCGAGUUUUUCAGCGAAGGGGGUGAAGCAUCACAAUUUUAAAAAUGUUUGCAACUAAUUAAACCAGUUUGUUAAAUGA
Panthera uncia (snow leopard) is the source of this 1512-nucleotide messenger RNA. RefSeq names its product proteasome 26S subunit, non-ATPase 8 (gene PSMD8). Gene Ontology annotation, biological process: proteasome-mediated ubiquitin-dependent protein catabolic process. The transcript is spliced from 7 exons. The record is from RefSeq and is a predicted model, not a curated record. Gene Ontology annotation, cellular component: proteasome regulatory particle, lid subcomplex; nucleus; proteasome regulatory particle. Bases 38 to 1093 code for a protein of 351 amino acids. NCBI's taxonomy places the organism in Eukaryota, Metazoa, Chordata, Mammalia, Carnivora, Felidae.